Sphenostylis stenocarpa is the source of this 300-nucleotide messenger RNA. NCBI's taxonomy places the organism in Eukaryota, Viridiplantae, Streptophyta, Magnoliopsida, Fabales, Fabaceae. The record is from the annotation of a GenBank genome assembly.
AUGACGGAGCAAGGAAAUACCCAUCGUGCGGAAGCGCGCAGUCGCAGUAGCAAAGUGUUAGGGUUUUGGAUCUCAAUAAGAAAAUCAAUUCUUGAGGCGUUUAAUGGCAUAUUAUCCAAUGAAGUACGUACAUCUAAUGCAUUUGUUGUUCACCUUAAGUUCAAGAAGUUUAUUUCAAGGUUUGAAAGCGAGAAGUUGAUGGCAAUCGACUCUCAGAGCAAGAACAUGCACAGCAGCGCUGGCAUUUACAGUGUUCGUUUCCUUCGUCGUAUGCAAAUGGCUGCCGUCACAACAGUAUAA